Molecule: messenger RNA, 1779 nt
Organism: Harpia harpyja (harpy eagle)
Lineage: Eukaryota; Metazoa; Chordata; Aves; Accipitriformes; Accipitridae
Gene: HSD11B1L
Product: hydroxysteroid 11-beta dehydrogenase 1 like
Exons: 9
Coding region: 39-1334 (431 amino acids)
Cellular component (GO): intracellular membrane-bounded organelle
Molecular function (GO): oxidoreductase activity
Source: RefSeq, a predicted model, not a curated record
UCGAGUCGGCCGGGCACAUCGCCACGCCUUUUGCGGGAAUGUCCCCGUCACCAGUUCUUCGUGCUGUAUCGCGACAUGGCGGUAGACGGUGUCUUGCCGCUCUUCGCAUCUGGACGGAAGCUCGGCCGGGGCUUCAGCCCCAAGGCUCGCGACAAGGCUCCAUCUUACCGACUCCGCUGCUUCGUUUGUGUUGUGCAGUAGGAAGUGCCGGUUAUCCUGCGGCCUCAGUCCUACAAACUCUGCUGUCCAUGAUCAUCUCUGUACCCUGGGUGACUUUGGCUCCCAGUGGAGAGACUUCUCAGGUGGAGUCUCAGUUCUACACAGUGCCUCUCUUACAUGCAAGACAGAAAAGGCCUUUACAUGCCUCUUGCAGGUUGGCUUCCAGCAUCAGAGGAAGACAUUUACAGUAUUUUGGCUGGAGUGCUCAGCUUCAAGACUUCACUUUGUUCUUCACAAGUUGGUGGGAUAUGAAGCCAAUUGGAAAAGUGCUUUGUGCUACAGGGAUCAUAGCUGGGCUCCUAGCUUUCUUCUGGAAAGACACUUUUAACCCAGAGAGCUUGUCUGGUGCCCGUGUUCUCCUGACUGGAGCCAGUGCUGGGAUUGGAGAGCAGAUGGCAUAUCAUUAUGCCAAAUUUGGUGCUGAAAUUGUUUUGACUGCAAGGAGGGAAGCUGUGCUGCAGAAGGUGGUGGAGAAAUGCCUGACGCUUGGAGCAAAGAAAAUAUUUUAUAUCCCUGCAGAUAUGUCUUCCCCUUCAGAGCCUGAAAAGGUGGUUCAGUUUGCUGUCCAAAAGCUGGGGGGAUUGGAUUACCUGGUGUUGAACCACAUUGGUGUGACCCAUUUCCAGAUGUGGGCUGGAGAUGUGGAAUAUACCCGCUGGCUCAUGCAGGUGAAUUUCUUCAGUUAUGUGGCACUCGCAACAGCAGCUCUUCCCACCCUGGAGAAGAAUAAAGGUUCUCUGGUGGUUGUUUCUUCCCUCACAGGGAAAAUACCCACUCCCUUCACCACUUCUUAUUCUGCCACCAAGUUUGCACUGGAUGGUUUCUUCAGCUCGCUACGCCAUGAACUCAUCAUGCAGAACAGAAAUAUCUCUGUCACACUGUGCAUCCUGGGCCUGAUUGAUACUGAUACAGCAUUAGAGAAUACCAGGGGCAAAGUGCACCUAACUGCUUCUCCUGCUCCUGAAGCUGCACUCGCCAUCAUCCGGGGGGGUGCCACACGGGUGCAGGAGGUUUUCUACCCAUGGUGGCUGCAGCAUAUGUGUUGCCUUUGGGUUUUGUUCCCCAAUGACCGGGACCAGGUUUUACGGAGUUACUAUAACUACAGCAGUCCUUAAGGGACACCCAGUGCCAGUCUUCUCUCCCACCCUACAUCCCUUCUAAUCACAUUCCCCCGUCCCACCAAGCAUCCCAUUCAACCAUUGGUGUCAAGCAGGACCAGGACAGCAGUGGUGGCAAAGUAACCUUAGGUCUUUUAAUAAGACUCUUCUUGGUCUCCCUCUCAUCCUGCUUCAGCCACAGUUCUGAUAUUUCUACCCGUCAGUCACUGUGUCUUAGCCUUCCACCCAUCUCCCCUCCUUCAGCCUCACCUGUCUGCUUUUACUGCCUUUGGUCUUCGCUCCGCUCCAGCUUUAACCUCUGUCUGUACAGGAUGUCCCAGAAUGUCUGUACAUUCCUGGGACAUCCUGCGCCACUGCUUCAUUGUUUUGUGUAUUCUGUGAACCUUCUUGCUUCCUAUGAAUAGAAUUUUAAUCUCUAUUUUAAUAAAACUAUUUUGUUUUA